AUGGACUACUCUCUGCGACCAGCCUCGGUCUGCACAUCAGAAGAUGGGUCCAAGUUUGACGGCACAGGACAGACUACAGCCUCGGAAACACAACAACAGACGCCCAACAACAAACACUACCGCCUCCGCCUCUGGGGAAUCAUCGCCGGUCUUUGCGUAAUCAAUCUGCUGUGUGCACUUGAAGGGACAGUUCUUAUAACGUCACUACCGAGCAUCGCGGCUGAACUGGACUUGGGUGACAAAUUCGUUUGGGUCAACAAUGUAUUCUCUCUUUCGGCCGCAGUUAUUAUCCCCAGCUGUGGCCAAUUGGCCGAUCUAUUCGGACGCAGAUGGGUGACGCUGGUGAUCGUGGCGGUAUACCUGGUUGGAAGCGUGAUCUGCGGCGCCGCUCAAAAUGCAUCCAUGCUCAUCAUCGGCCGUGUUAUCCAGGGAAUGGGCAGCGGUGGAGUGGAGAUGAUUGUACCAGUUGUCAUUGCUGACCUGGUACCGUUGCGACAGCGAGGAAACUACAUGGCUUUGGUUCUGGGCAUAUUUGCUUUGGGGACCGUUCUUGGGCCGAUUCUAGGCGGCGUGAUCAUUCAAACGACUACCUGGAGAUGGAUCUUCUACAUGAAUAUUCCAAUCUGUGGGGUAGGUCUUGUCAUGCUGUUUCUUUUUCUCCGUGUCGGCCACAACCGGGAAAUCAGUUCUAUGCAACGUCUGAAGAGGAUCGAUCUCAUGGGGGCUUCCAUACUCAUAAUGGCCAGUGUUUCUGUCCUGCUUGCCCUGACCUACGGAGGCUCUAGCCACUCGUGGUCGUCAGCACAUAUUCUCGUUCCAUUAUUCCUUGGGGUUAGUGGACUCGUUUUGUAUAUGCUGUACGAAGGAUCGCAAUUUUGCGUGCAGCCCAUGACGCCGUUGAGACUAUUCGGAAGUUUGUCUUCGGUGGUGCUGUCCGUCAAUACCGUUAUUAACGCAUUCCUGCUACAAUGUGUCACCUUUUUUCUCCCAGUCUACUUUCAGGCAAUUCUUGACUCUCGCCCCUCCACAUCUGGAAUCCAUCUCCUCCCCAGCGUUCUGAUGGCCAUCCCCGGGGCAGCCAUUGCCGCUCUGGUUUUGACCCGCACAGGAAGAUACAAAUUCCUUCACCUGUUGGGGUUUGCUCUGGUCACCGUCGGUCUCGGCCUGUUCAGCAUGCUCGGACCGCGUACGUCAACCGCCGAAUGGGUGAUGUUCCAGCUGGUCGUUGCAGCCGGCGCCGGCAUGGUGUUUGAUUCCCUGUUACCAGCCUUUCAAGCAGGCCAGUCGGAGCGCGACCAAGCCGCGGCCACAGCCACUCUGACAUUUCUACGUUGUUUUGCGAAUACCUGGGGCUUCGCCGUGCCAACGGCCAUCUUCAACACGCAGAUCGAGCGCGGACUAGACGCUGUGCGUGAUGUCGACGUGCGCCAGGAAUUGUCUCAUGGACAGGCGUUUCAGCACGCUACAGGCGAGUUCAUGCGCUCGCUGUCCCAGAACACGCGCGACGAAGUCAAAGGUCUGUUUGAUGAGGCGCUCAGACGCGUGUGGAAGGUUUCUGUUGCCAUUGCCCUUGUGGCUCUGCUGCUUGUUCUGCUUGAAAAGGAGGUUCCUCUGCGCCAGGAACUUGAGACGGAGUAUGGGCUUGAGGGUGGUUCAAGAAAAGAAAAUGAUGAGAGUAAUUCGGCAUCGAGAUGA
Molecule: messenger RNA, 1695 nt
Organism: Talaromyces rugulosus
Lineage: Eukaryota; Fungi; Ascomycota; Eurotiomycetes; Eurotiales; Trichocomaceae
Exons: 2
Coding region: 1-1695 (564 amino acids)
Biological process (GO): transmembrane transport
Molecular function (GO): transmembrane transporter activity
Source: RefSeq, a predicted model, not a curated record